Molecule: messenger RNA, 1500 nt
Organism: Cadophora gregata
Lineage: Eukaryota; Fungi; Ascomycota; Leotiomycetes; Helotiales; Ploettnerulaceae
Exons: 10
Coding region: 152-1099 (315 amino acids)
Biological process (GO): carbohydrate metabolic process
Cellular component (GO): extracellular region
Molecular function (GO): cellulose binding
Source: RefSeq, a predicted model, not a curated record
UGGUAUCAAAAUCAGAUCUUGGCCAAAUUGAGACAAAGAUAUAUAAGCUGGAUGAAUGUUCCUCUGAUUCCACCCAUCCCUGCAGUGCUCGAUUUCUGUAUCAAUUUAUUCAUUCUCAUUUUGCCAUAUUGCUGUAGUACGGGCAACCAAUAUGAAGUACGCAUUCGCACUGUCGGCCGUAACGGCUGUCGCCUCUGCACACUCAAUCUUCCAGCAGAUUGUUGCUGGUGGUACAGAGUACGGGAUUGGUGUUGGUAUCCGGAAGCCAGAUUACAACGGACCCAUCAACGACGUCACUUCUAACGACAUCGCCUGCAAUGGAGGACCAAACCCUACGACCCCAUCGAACCAGAUAAUCAAUGUAGUUGCUGGCGAGACUGUCAAGGCAAGAUGGAGACACUCCGAUGCUUUGGUAAUCGAUGCCAGCCACAAGGGCCCUGUCAUGGCAUAUUUGAAGAAAGUCAACAACGCCUUGACCGAUACCGGAGUUGGUGGCGGAUGGUUCAAGAUUGAAGAAGCUGGCUACAACCCAUCCACUGGAACCUGGGCUGUAGAUGACCUGAUUGCUGCAAACGGCUAUCAAAACAUUCGAAUCCCAUCCUGCCUUCCAAAUGGACAAUAUCUUCUCCGCGCUGAGAUCAUUGCUCUCCAUGGUGCUGGCAGUCCUGCCGGAGCACAAUUCUAUAUGGAAUGCGCACAAAUCAACGUCUCAGGCGGUUCUGGAACUGCAAGCCCGGCAACCGUAUCCCUCCCAGGCGCCUACAGCGCCAACGAUCCCGGAAUCCUCGUAAGCAUCUACUACCCACCUCUGACCUCCUACACGAUUCCCGGCCCACGACCUUUCGUCUGCGGUGGCGGCAGCGGCGGCAGUCAACCCACCACAACCCAACGCAGCUCCACGACAUCGCAGCGUAGCACAACCACUCUUGCGACUUCAACCCGAACCUCGUCUGCGGCGGCCACAACUACGAGUGCUUCGUCGGGUGCGGGAGCUGCGCUUUAUGGACAGUGUGGUGGGAUUGGAUGGACGGGACCGAAGACGUGUGCGCAAGGCAAGUGUGUCGCUAAUGGCGACUACUACAGCCAGUGUGUCCCGUAAGUAUAUAGGAGGACGUCUAUGAAGUGUGGAUAGUGUAGAUAUUAGUGGGUGCGGGGUUGUCUGCGGUGAUUGGAGGUACCUAGAGUGUAGCAUGGUUUGUGAAUACAGGACGAUCUUGGGGUUUUGUACAUACUGUAGCAGAGUCGAAUUCAUUCGUUGACGACAUCCACACCUUUUUUAUCAUACAGAGUAAUGAGUUAGUUGAGGCUUGCUUGCCCAUGUAUAUAUCCUAGAUCCCUUAUGUACCGCCACCCAUCUAUGUGCAAUCAUCGAAUGUUCAGCAGGACUUCCACAACCGAUAUAUGUUCUAUCCACGAAUUAAACUAUGCAAUCGUCUCUUGAUUACUUCACCUGCCGUCCUCCCUUUCUUCUUCAUGUUCCCCCACAUCUUCCCCCCUCGC